ACCCCAUUUUCUUACGGAUAUAAUUGCUUUCCAAAAAAAAAAAAAAAAAAUUGACAAUCAUAUUUUGAAAUAUUUUUUGGCUUUCUUCCGAGUCUAAUUGAUUUACCUUAAUUUUUUCCUCGCAAUUAGAUUUUAACUAUUUAAAUACAAAAUGUCUACUACUACUAUAAAUAAAUUAGCAUUAGCUGAAUAUUCCGCUGAGCUGAUGGUGUAUUUUGAAAAACAUAAAAUUAUUGAAAUUAUAACGCGUUUAAUGGUUGAAAUUGGCUUGAUUCGGCCCACUAACCCACAAAACUGGAUCGCUACCAAUAUUCGGCGCAUUGCGGAUGAGUUUUAUCAUAAGUGUUUAAAAGCAAGCUAUACAUCCAGGAAAAUUGAUUACUAUCAACUGCCGCGACAUUUUCACCAUCGUAUAGUUAUAUUUGGACGCAGUGGCUCAGGUCGAAAAACUCAAGCAUUGGCGAUAGCAAAACGUUUUAAUUUAGUUUAUAUUGACGCAGAAAGCUUGAUUUAUACAACUUUCUUUCGAAACGAUGAAGUCGCACAGAAGUUACAUAAAGCAUUCUUACACAAUGUGGCUAGGGAAAAAUCGUCUGCGGUAUCGAAGGUUUUACAGCAGCGCUUAUUACAAAUGGAUGCCCUACGACAAGGUUGGGUGUUGAUUAAUUAUCCACGAAAUGUGGAGGAAUUCACCGAGAUGUUUGAAACCUACAAAAUACCACCCAACAAAGUUAUAUAUUUACAAUGUCCGGAAAUAAUGGCGAUGCGACGUUUAGUUUCUAAGCCAGAUUUGGGAUGCCCGCAAAAUUCGUGCGAACACAUUGAACAUGAGAUGGCUUAUUUCUCACAAAACGAAACAGCAAUUAAUGACUACCUCCAACGUCGCCAUGAGACCAUAUAUAUUGAUUCCACACCUUGUUUUGAAGCUGUGCGUACAAACUUAUGGACACAAAUGGAGCGUUUGCCUUAUGUAAUGGGUUAUAAAAUGUAACAAAAAAAGCUAAAUUUUCAAGUAGAAUUAUAAAUGGCAGUUAUUUAAUUGCUUUUACUUAGUCUAGAUCGUAGCCAACUUUUUUAAAAAGCAUAUACAUAUGUACAUAUAUUUUAUAGACUUGAAAUAAUAUAUUAAAACAUUAAAUCAGUACUUCAUUUUGCUAAGCAUGCA
Bactrocera oleae (olive fruit fly) is the source of this 1165-nucleotide messenger RNA. Its product is annotated as adenylate kinase 2. NCBI's taxonomy places the organism in Eukaryota, Metazoa, Arthropoda, Insecta, Diptera, Tephritidae. Gene Ontology annotation, molecular function: AMP kinase activity; ATP binding. Gene Ontology annotation, cellular component: mitochondrion; cytoplasm. Gene Ontology annotation, biological process: nucleobase-containing compound metabolic process. The record is from RefSeq and is a predicted model, not a curated record.